This is a messenger RNA of Stylonychia lemnae, 534 nucleotides long. NCBI's taxonomy places the organism in Eukaryota, Ciliophora, Spirotrichea, Sporadotrichida, Oxytrichidae. The record is from the annotation of a GenBank genome assembly.
AUGGAGCCAGGUCUGUCUCAAGUAAAUGUUGAAACGAAAGGUCAAACUCAGUAAUAAUAGCAGCAACCUUAAUCAAGUUACAAUUUCCAAUCAUAGGUUAUCAAGGUCGCAGCAGUUGCUUCAGGAUUCCCUCUUAGUGCCUCAUCUGAAGACGAUCCUAGUCAUUCAGUCCACAGAGCAAUGAUUAAUUACAAUAAAGUAAGGGAAGGUGCAAGCACUUGGUGUGCUGCAGAAAAUGACACCAAUCAGUGGGUUUAGGUGUGCCUUAUUUAACCAAAGUUAGUAACAGGUGUAGCAUUGCAAGGAAGAUAAAAUGCCACCUAGUGGGUCACAAGAUUCAAAGUUAUGUACUCAUUAGAUGGUUCUACUUGGACAAACCAUGAGAACGGCUAGGAAUUUGAGGGGUCUAUGGACUAGAAUACAGUAGUGGAAGUGAAAUUCAAGGAGAGCUUCGUAGCCAGAUCAGUUAGAAUAGUCCCUAUUUAAUGGCAUGAGCAUAUCUCAAUGAGUUUUGAAGUAUAUUUUAUGGAAUGA